Molecule: messenger RNA, 753 nt
Organism: Wickerhamiella sorbophila
Lineage: Eukaryota; Fungi; Ascomycota; Dipodascomycetes; Dipodascales; Trichomonascaceae
Exons: 1
Coding region: 1-753 (250 amino acids)
Source: RefSeq, a predicted model, not a curated record
AUGGAGACGAUUUCGAGAGAGCUGGGUGGGAUGAUUGUUGGAAAUCGCGGUCCACAGCGUGACUAUAACCACGCCGACGACUCGCAGUACAAACGACUUCGAGCAGACGCAGACCGCGAAUCCUCCAAAUACCGCGAGCUAUCAGGGCAAGCGAAACGUGCCUUUGAGUCCGGACGCAAGGAGGAAGCAAGCGAGUUGAGGAAGCAGGCCGCCGUCCACCAGCGUAAAGCAGACGAACUCAAUGGUGAAGCGGCCCAGUUCGUAUUCAGAGCCAAUAAUGCAGACUCUGGACCGGACGAAAUCGACCUGCAUGGCCUGUUUGUACGCGAGGCGUUGUCCGCAUUGGACUACCGCAUUUCUGCAGCCAUCCGCCAAAACGAAAACCAUCUUAAAGUAAUUGUCGGAAAAGGCUUGCACUCUGAAAAUCAUAUCGCCAAGCUCAAACCAGCAGUGGAACAAUUUUGCCAGCAGCGGAAUCUCCGGUGGGAGCUGCAGCAUGGCAACGCUGGAGUUCUGGUCAUUAGACUACCUGGCGGCCCCCAGUCCUUUCCUGCUCCUGGGCAACCCGCGGGUAACGUUGGCUAUUCGCAGGCCGGCUAUGGUAAUGGCCAGCACUAUCAACAACAACAGCAGGGCUAUGGCGACCACCAGAACAAUCACCACUCUUCGGGUGGUGGGUUCUCCGCGAAUGAUAUCAAGAAAUAUAUCAACAUUUUCCGGCAGCUUCAGCGCCUUUUCCGCGGCUGCUUCUAG